UUUGUGUUGAUGAAUGAUGGGGAGAGCAGCCAAUAGCUUACAAAAUUAAAUUUUUUUUCUUUGUUUUCUCUUUUCUUCGUUCUGUCCCUGUUCCCCCAGCUUCAUCCAUUUCAGUGUGUUAGCUUGAAGUGUCGUGUAGCCUGUGGUGCUGUUUUAGGCUGGCAUUGCAGGGGUGCUGCAUUUCCACGAGCACUCUCAGAAGCUAGCAUUGCUUCUGGCCUCCCAUCCUUGUUCUCCUGCCACCUCCUGCACCCACACUGGCAUUUUAUGAGCUCUGGGGAGAUAGAUUGGAAGGCUUAAAACUGUUUUCUUCUUGGCACGUGGUACAAGAUCACAGGAUUGAUCUGAAGAUUUGCUGUAUGAUUGUUUGCUCCACUGAGUAGGAUGUUUAAUGGUUGUAGAUUUUAGGAGGGUACAGGGAAGGGGAUCAGGACUACAUAUGGUGGCAGUACUGUCUGCACCUGGAACUUCAGUGUGACUUAUGUCUCCCUUGUAAAGUUAAUGCCUCCUGAGGGUCAAAAGAAUUUGUGGACCUAGAUCUAGAGAUGUUAAAUCUAGAACAAAGCUGGAACACUAAUGCACAUCUUAUCUGUGAGGAUUUCCCUGCAUACAUGAAUUAGAUUGUUUAAUAUAUCACAGCUUCUGUUUUAUGAGAGUUAAAAUCUAUAGACUAUGAAUGUCAAUGCUGUAGCAUUUUGAAGGUAAGAGUGGAAUCUGUGGGUGUAGAAAUGCUUUGGAAAUGGCAGUAGUCUCUUGAUGAAUGACCAUAUUUUUUCCCCUUACUAAAGCUGUAAACACCAAGACAAAAUUAUAUAUUCUACCAAAGCAGCACUGCUCUGUUGUCAUGAGUGGGUGAUAACUGUCAGCUGACACAAUGUGACUUGCUUUGUCUGAAACACUGUAGAGAAAGUUACUAGUCUAUGCUGCCCACAUACUUUAAUCUUCCAAGUGUUUUGUAGUAUUGCCUAACCAUAGUUAUGUAGCCUGUGAUGUAAAUUAAAUGAAAUACUGAUGUAGCAGAUUUCUGGACUGGUAACAGAUGCCUCCUACAUUAGGAAACAUGACUGCUUUUAGGAUAAACAUGGGGAAGGUGGCUGUGUGGCCUUGAGUGGAUUGCUUGGUCUGUUUAUUUGUAGGGUUAGGGGAAAAAGUCAGACACACCUACACUUUAGAUUUAUUAUGUCAAUGUCACUCCCACAGCAGUAGUGAUUAUACUGUGCCAUAUGGUGUUCGGUAGUCUGUCAAGAAGAACCAAAAGACUCCUGAUGAGGAUAAGCAAAGAGAGUAAGUCAAAUCUGCUCUUAAUAUAGGCAAGUGUUUCAGAAGGUAACAUCUGUCUGGGAAGCCAUGUGCUGUUAUAGGACAGCUCCUUGGAACAGGGAACCAGUACUGGUAGUACUAGGCACCCUGUCACUUCAGAGCAUUAAAAAAAAAAAAAAAGGCAUAUUAAAAAAAAAUUUUUCUUUUUCAUUCUGUGAAAAUACUGUGAUUGGAAUCGGCUGGGGCAUCUUGCUAGUUGUAUGGGAAAGUAGGGGCAAAUGUCUUACAUGCUGGUGGUCAAAACGAUGAGGUACCUAGGGAAUGGUGCUUAUCAGUAAGGGUACUUUUGAUGCUCUUAUUCCUGUGAAUAGUUUCACUGAAGUUGGGACUUGAACAGUUGGAUGUAAGUCCCAAUGCCAGGGAGGGCAACCUAACAAAAAGUAAGACUUCAGACUUGUAUUUUAGGUCCUGAAAUGGUAUGCUUGCCUUUUUGCCCCAGAUUAUAUUGUAAGCCUUUUUGUCUAGUAGAACCCCAUUUUUAUGGAACUUAAUGAUGUGCUAGCUAAAUGCCACUUGCUGCCUCCUGUUGUAGUAGUAGUAGCAGCAGCAAAAGCAAUGGUUUUUAUUAGUAGCAUGUGCAUUUUACAGUUGCUGCUCCUGUCUUUUUCCAGGAUCCUGAUUUUCAUGGGGAGGGAGGCAGAACAGUGACGGAGGCCUCAGUGUGCCUGCAUCUGGAGAACAUGUUUGCACUGGCAGCUAGUGUAUUGCUGUAAUACAGGCUUACACUGGUGCAAAUGGAGUCUUGGACUCUGCUCGGAUUAGUGGGGUUCUUCUGUUGUCUCCUAAUAUUCCCUCUUUUCCCUCUCUUCCCCUGACCCAUCAGACUUACUGACUUGGACAAGUGUAUGAGUAUUGAUUGUUGAAAUAUAAAUUGCCUUUUGGAGCUAGAGACUGAAAUGAAGAAGUUGGGAAAACCAAGUGUUCAUUCCUUCUCUUUUAUUCUCUCAGCUGCAGGCUUAGAAAAGCAUGUCAGAAGAGUGGUGUUUUAAACAAUUUUCUUUACUAUGUCUCGUAAUAGUAAGAUUCCUAAGUGUUGUCUGUGAAACUGAGUGGGUUGAAAAGGUCUGUAACUAAAGCUGAACCAGGGCAUGAGGAAACAAAACUGUACUUCUUAGGAAUGUAUAUUGCAAAACUCAGCUUAUGUAUAUGAGUGGGUCACAUACAUCUAGGAAAGUCCUUUCCAGUCACUGCCUGUACUGCCAUAAAGUACAAUUUUCUUUGUUUUAACAAAGGUUAAGUGCUUUUUGCUAUAACUGAACUGUGAGCAUUAGAACCUAGUUAAAAGGUGAGGUUUUGGAAGGCAAAAAACCUUGUUUUCAGUGUUUGUUUAAAACUGUAUGGAAAUCAACACCUGAACUGUGGAAAUAUCAAGCUCAGGUGUUAAUGGUGAAUGUUUAUGCUCUCUUGCCUCACAAAUUUUGCAAGUAUUGUUUCUGUAAGAAUGUGCAGUAUAUCCUUUAAUCUUUCUCCAGACUCUGCCAUUUCUCUGAAACGAGCUAAGUAGUUCAUUCUGUGUGUUCAGUCCCUUUACUGGGGCUAUUGAGGAAAAAAAGUUUUAGUUCUGACUUAACUCAGUUUUACUCUGUCUCAUGGAAUUUUUUACUCCAUCUCAUAUGGAAUCAGGAGGAUUAAUUCCUUCUUUUACUGAUUUUUUUUCUAUUGCUACUGUGUCUGUCCAGAUGCGGUAAUCUAGAGUUGCCUGUGGGUAAUGUAUCUUAAGAAACCUGCAUAGGCGGCAUAUGCAUGAAGGCUACUUAGGUGAUGUCUGGCUUUAUUAUAUACAAAUUAACCUACUUCAUGUCAAGUCGAUCAGUAUGUGUAGGAUCUGAAAAUACCUUUUAUGCGCAUGCAGGCCAUCUUAGCUUGAAAAAAUCAGAAAUUAUUCUCUGUUCACAAGUCUUGCAGUCUUACUUCAGUAUGCCAAGUCACAUGAUUUUGCAAUUGUUUUUUCCAUAACUGCUUAAAGCUAUGGAGUAUUCUACCAAAAUGUACCCUCAUUAGAUUUUUCUACAUGGUUUCUGCAUGUCUGAAAACUAUUUCCAUUUGGUUGUGCAGCAAAGAAACUUCCUGGCUGGGCUUGAAGAAGGACAGGGGAUGUGUCUGGACCAAGGAGGGAUUCUCAGUCUGCUUCCGGAUGGAAGCCAAGCCUGGCAUGGGGAGAGACCUAUGGAAGAAAAAUAAAAGUCUGUUUGGGAUCUCUGUCCAUAGUCUUGUGGGCUGGAGAUGCCCAUUGUUUGUCCUUGAUCUGUUUGUGUGUGUGUAGUUUUACCUUCAGGGGAAAAAAAAUUUAAGGCAAGGCAUAAAAUAUUUGUGUUGAGAUUUCAAAAAAAUAAGCUCCUCCAGUGAGACAAUGAUGGUAGUACUCCAUAACUGUCCUGGAAAAUAAUGGGUAUUUUACUUAAAAGCUAAAGCAAGCUGUUUAUUGUAUUGAAUGGGAUUCUCAGCUGACAAGUGUUUGAUUCUGUUCCUUCUUUCAGUGGGAAUGGUUUUUACAACCAGGUGCAGAUUGCCUUCUAAAAAAAAAAUAGUUUCCCUUCUCAUAGCUGUGGAUGUCGUGGAGAUCUUCAGUUCUCUGUUCCAUGGUGCUUGGUUUCAGACUUUGCUGGGUAGUCUUGGUUUUUGCGUGCUGUCUGUGAAUGUCCAGGUCAGCAUAGUCCUUGAAGUCUUUUCCUUAGUUAUGAGGUGUUCGAAAUUUCUCUGUGCUUGCAUCCCUGUUACAAGCCUUUCACUGACAUCUUAUGGGAGGAAAACAUUUGCCUCAAGCGAGCGGAGGGUUGAAACGUGGAACUGCUUCUUGUCUAUCAUAAGCAGCACUUGUGCAGUCAGCCCUCUAGAAUGUGAGGGCUAUGCAAGUGCUUUGUCUUUCCUGCUCCGGCUCUCGCUUUAACAGCUUGUCCUCUGUUUUUUUUCCUAUGCAUGGCAUUUCUGCAGAGGUGGUUUAGUUAUGAUACUCUGAAGAGCUGUAGUUCUCUGAAAUAUUUGAGCAACAGUUGCAGUUGAACCUUAUCUCUAGUGUAUGUAAGGAAGCAAGGAAACCGAACUCUGCAGAGCAGGUCAGCUGUUUAAUGGUGGGGCUUUUGUUCUUGAGAAUAAAACCUUUUACAGGGUAUUGAUUUGGUAAAGAAACACUGAAGCAUGGAGAAGACAGUACAACUGCCCAUUUUAUUUAGCAGUCUGUAGACACUGAGAUUUUCCUGGUAACCACUUCUAACAUCUUGCUAGCUGAGUUGGAUGUGCAAUCCACAGGGUAUGUGUUUAAACUUUUGUGUAAGUCCAAGCAGCCAUCUGUAUAAGUAAAAUGGUUUUGAAGGAGUGAGAAAGGGGAUGAGUGUCAGCUUGCUGAUGCAGAUCUUCCUAGGUUAACUGUAUAGCUAGUUUCCUUUUUGGGUGUCCCUCCCUGUUACCACAUAAGGGUGCUUAAAGAAGAUAGGAUUAUUAAGCAACAAAUACUUGAAGGGAGUUUAGGGUCAGCAGAAGUUUCUGAGCUGACUUUGAACAUGCCUCUGAAUGGCAUACGACGCUCUGCUAUAGAAGAUGCACUAUUACCGAUAUUCUAAUGCAGAAGUCAGCUGUUGGUACAAAUACCUGCUCUUCAGCUACAACAUUGUCUUCUGGCUAGCUGGGGUGGCCUUCCUUGCAGCUGGUCUAUGGGCAUGGAGUGAAAAGGGUGUAUUGUCUGAUCUGACGAAGGUGACUGGUCUUCAUGGUCUGGACCCAGUGGUGCUUGUCUUAGUGGUGGGAAUAGUGAUGUUUACUUUGGGAUUUGCUGGUUGUGUAGGAGCACUGAGAGAAAACAUCUGCCUUCUGAAGUUUUUCUGUGGAGCAAUUGUGUUUAUAUUCCUGCUGGAGAUGGCAGUGGCAGUUCUGGCUUUCCUGUUCCAGGACUGGGUGAGGGACAGGGUCAAGGAAUUCUUUGAGAAUAACAUUAAAUCCUACCGAGAUGAUAUUGACCUCCAGAACCUCAUUGAUUCGCUACAAAAAAUUAACCAUUGCUGUGGUGCCCAAGGUCCAGAUGACUGGGACUUUAACAUAUACUUUAACUGCAGCAGUGAAAGCAAAAGUCGUGAGAAGUGCGGCGUUCCUUUUUCCUGUUGUAUACCUGAUCCUGCCCAAAAAGUUGUGAAUACACAGUGUGGCUAUGAUGUCAGAAAGAAGAGCAAGAGUCAAUGGGAUGAUCAGAUUUUUGUCAAAGGAUGUAUUCUUGCUCUGGAAGCUUGGUUACCCCGAAAUAUCUACAUUGUUGCAGGUGUCUUCAUAGCUAUCUCACUCCUCCAGAUUUUUGGGAUUUUCCUAGCCAGGACAUUGAUUUCUGAUAUUGAAGCUGUAAAGGCAGGUAAUGCCUUCUGAAUAUAAAAGCAGACGUGUUGCAAAAAAGUAUGUUUUACAGUUAUUGGUUGGAUGUGAAGGUGGAAGAAAUGAGCAGACCAUGAAAUACUCCUGUUAUUAAAAGCCUUAUGUGGAUUUUACCCUGCUCGUGCUUUUUGUUAGAAGCUGGUACAAAAAAAAAAAACCAAACCCUCCGAACACACACCUGUCUACCUUUUUUCUAACAAGACAACUUGGUGCACCAGCAUUGAUCUCUGAGGAAGAAAUGGGAUUUCUCAAGACGGCAGAACAGAUUUUAAAGAUCAUAGCAAGGAGACAUGAAACUGCUGUAAACUUUCCUUGAAGGAUUACUGUGAAGACCGUUCUGUUUUCACUCCCAACUGUCACCAGUCUCAAAAUGUAAUCUUUUCAGAAGGUGUGCUGAUUGCUUCAGAAUCUUGAAGUGGUUUUAAUCUCUACAGUAGACUUGUGCAGUCGUUUUUUGGCAAAAUACCCAGCAACCGUAAUCAUCAUGGUAUUGGAAAUUGGAAAAAAAAGUAACAAAUUGUCUAGUUCUUUAAUUGAUUUUCAGUUGUGCAGAAGUAGGGAUAUUUGUUUGACUGGGAAUAAUAUAGAUGUCUCGGGAGCAGGAACUUGUGCUCAGCAUCAGAGCUUGAGUAACCCAUGUUGUUUUCAAAAUGCAAGCCUUUUGUCAAGAGGGGAAAAAUCUGACUAUCUGUAGCAUUAUAUGUUAGAAAUCUCCAUUUCAGGCAAGGGGGUGUGAAUCCCUGAUGCUGUUUCCUGUCUGAAAAAAAUGUAAAUAUUCUUUAUUUAUAGAAGAAAAAACUCUUUAAAAAUGCUUAGCUUUUUAUUAUCAGUAAUAUCUUUAAAAAGUGCUGUCUGCAGAAAUUUCAAAAUACACCUUGUUUAAGUAGGUAGCAAGCAUACUAUGCUAGCUGUUGAUGGUUUUUGCCUUUCCUCCAGUUUCUCUCACAGCUGCUAUAUUGAACUUCACAAGUCCUAACUGCUAAUAUCAGGACUGAUGAAAAACAUUUAAAUUGAGUAUUGAUACCUACUGAAAUCUGUUUUUUUAAUGAGGAAAUACACAUUUAGUGAAAGAUUCGAGUUGUUGAAUUUUUAAAUCUUCAGUAAAGCUGUUGAAUCAUCAGUUCUGCUUGUAUUCUGAUACAUGGUUCAAAUGCCAGCCACAAUAUGGUGAACCAGAAUGAUUUCUUCACAGCAAUUUUCUGCAUCAAAUGGAACUACUCCUGCUGAAUUAAUUUUUUUUUUAUUUUUAUCAGAAGAAAACUAAACUCUCUUCUUCCUGUCCUCCCCUCCUGGGGGUUCAGUAAAUGGAUCUGUAGUUCAGUAAGAGUUCCAGUCUUCUCUAAAAGACUUUGGCGUAGUAUUUUUAGCUUUAAGAUAGAAGUAUGUGACUGAACUUCUUGGAAGUAGCUGUAGCUGUCAGUUUUACUGUGGGCCAUAUAACUAACAUUGUUUACUGCUUCCAGUGACACCAGUUUUUUCAGGGAGAGCAGGUUUAUUUACAGUGCCUAACAUAGUGUAAAUUUUAGAAAAGUAUAUAUUUUUAUAAUGAUAUUUUACUACAUGUAGUCUGCCUGAAGGAUUUAAUACUUGUAUUUCCAAAGUAUAUGGCUUUCUUAGGAAGCCAAACUUUUAAAUCUCUCUAAUGUCCUUUUUUCUAUUAUGCAUGUAUUAACGAACAUUUCACUGGCAAAAGCUGAUCAACAGUAAGAAUCUUUGUGUCUCUAUUGAUUGUCCAGACAUCCUUCUAGCUUUUUAAUCUGUGAAGCACUUCACAGACAAUGAUGUACUUCUCAUGUGUACUUCAGUUCAGCUUUCAUAGUUCUUUUUCUGGCCAGUGAUUGAGACACUACAGGAAAAGGAAGCUUGUCUAAGGAUGGUUGACUUCCUUACAGGAGCAGAGAACAGUCUGCUAUUACUCAUCUGAAAACCUGAAAGUAAAAUUGCUAGAAGUGCACUGUGAUUUUUUUUUUUAAUUUUUUUUAUUUUUUUAGCUUUGAUAUACAACAAGGAAACAAUAGCAGUAGACCACUGAGGGGAGAGAAAGAGGCAUUUCUUCUGUAGAGCCUUGAAUCUGAGGUCUGUAUUACUUAUUUGUUGACUCUAGUCCAUUAGGAGCAGCCAAAAAUUUACUGCUGUUAGUGCUACUUUGCAAGCAGCAAAGCAGUGUCCAGCAACCUUUGCUUUAAACUCUGGUGCUUGAAACUUUACAAUGCCUCAUCAACCAACUUACUCUGUUAAGGUUAUGUGUAAUAAUCUGAUGUAUGAAAAAUUGGAGAAGGAUGCUUUCUAUUUGUAACUUUUUAUUCAUAAAACAUUGCAUUGAAAAUUGCAUCUAGGGAGUACGUUUCCCUUUGCCACUUUUUGACGCAGAAAGCUCCUAAUGCUGCGAAGUAAUUUCAGCAGUUGGUGAAAGUCAUCAUGGUGUCAAAGAUAUCUGUGGAGUUCAUGCACUGAAACUAGCUGCUGACAAGAGCCAGUGUCAUGGAGCAGGAUUCCAGUGUCUGCAAAUCUUGCCAAGUUGCCUGAAGACAAAUGAAUAUUUUGUUUCUUUUUGAACUACUGUUUGUAUGUAAAAUAGAAUAUAAUUGAAGUGUUGUCUUUCCAUGGUUUGUUCUGAUUGGCUUUGGCCAUUUUAACACCAGCUUUGUAUCAAUGCUCCAGUUAUUUGGAACUGAAUUCAAGAGAUCAAGUUCAACCUAUUUGAGGAUCUUUAAAUUAAUGGAUUGAUUUGCUUUCACUGUGGAUAAACUUCUCUGUGCUUAUUCAGUAUCACUCUUAAAACCCUGGGGCUCUAGGCUGGUUUACCCCUGGACAUUUUGAAGUGCACCCCUAUUGGUGGUAUACAUGGCUAGUGUAAUUUAAGACUUGGAAUGGGAAUACUUUCUUACCACUUUCUACUUAGCUAUAUUUAGCACCUUCUCUGUGGACCUGCAGCGACUUCAUGGCUAAACAUAUAGGUUAUGGUUUAAAAAGUCUUGUCAUCAAAAGCGGUUAGGUGUGAGCCUGCCUCUAAAGCCUUGAAGGAGAAGCAAUUCAAUGAUCUCACAAAGAGAGAGGCUUUAUAAAUUGUUGAUGUUGAGAUUUCAGUGGUUGCAUUUGGAACAACUCCACAAACACUACAAUGGAAACAAGGUUUUUAAUGAAGAUGUCAAAUAUGAGAUCAGACUCAAAUAACUAGACUGAGAGAAGGAAACUUUUCAGUCUGAUCACUUUUAUUUCUUGGAAAGGGGCACAAUUUAUUUCUGUGAAGCAAUGUAUUUAUUUGCCAGUAUGUUUGACAGUGCAGCUGCCCUUUUGUUUCUAUUAAUAUACCUGCAUUUGGACACAGUUUCCCUGUACGUGAAGAGGAGGAUGAAUAUAAGCACUGAAAAAACUGCAGUGACAAAAGGAGCUUCGGUUGCCUCCUGAAAACCUGAAUAUUUCUUCCCGAGGGGUCCUUAGUUUGGUGACCCUCAUACAGUGCCAUGUGGAUAGACUUGUACCUCCAGUCCAUUGAGGCUGAUGUGGCAAUUGGCUUAUAUGUAGAAUUGCCUUGGUUUUUUUUGUCUUCCCAUUCCAUCCUUUCCUCUUCGUUCUUCCUACUGCCUGUGGGUUAUCAGGCAGCUUGAACGUUGUUUAGCCACUGGAAGGGGAGGUUCUGUCUCUUCUUCUGAGGUGGUUUUUCUGAGUGACUUUCAGUAUAUUUUUUUCCUCAAGCCUUAAAUUUGAUUAAAUAAAAUUUAAUGUUUUGUA
Messenger RNA from Aquila chrysaetos chrysaetos, 9405 nucleotides. RefSeq names its product tetraspanin 14 (gene TSPAN14). The record is from RefSeq and is a predicted model, not a curated record. The transcript has 9 exons. NCBI's taxonomy places the organism in Eukaryota, Metazoa, Chordata, Aves, Accipitriformes, Accipitridae. Bases 4855 to 5667 code for a protein of 270 amino acids. Gene Ontology annotation, biological process: protein maturation; regulation of vascular endothelial growth factor signaling pathway; protein localization to plasma membrane. Gene Ontology annotation, cellular component: membrane.